AUACGGAUGAUAUCUGGAUAGCAUGGACAACGCAACUCCUGCGAGAUCCGAUGAUCCAACAUUAGACCGUCAUUUUCAAAUCGUUCGAGUCUGAUGCCUGGGUGUCUUGGGCGAGCAUACAGAUAUAUAUUCUCACUAUUCUUUUCUUACUAUCCUUAGCUACUGCCAAGCGCUCUGUGUUUGCUGCAGUGAAUCUCAUUCAUCUCGCUAAAGAUUCCGCGGAAUCUGCAUACAGUGAUCGUCUUGUAUACAUGGUCAUGGCCGACUCUGCCAUCAAUCGCAUCUUGGAGCGCACUGAGAUCCUUGAUUCCGUCUUCCAACAACUACGACCGUGGCCCGUGCACCGCCCUCAGCCGCGGUCGCUUGAAGUCAUGGAUUCGGACAUGCCGAUAACCCGUCUCGAUAUGUAGCGCACCCUUGCGCGAUGUGCGCGCACGUGUAGAGCCUUUUCCCAUCCCGCACUGAACAUCUUGUGGGAGGUUAUGAGCAGUUUGGUACCGUUGUUGAGCUUGCUUGUAGCCCCCAAGGGUGAACCAGCCGUGCUGAUUGGGCUUCCGAAUAUCGGGAACGUGACACCACUCCUUGACCACUACUCACGACGCAUCCGCGAACUCCGUCGCUUCUCAGGAAGUGACAUCGCUAUGUCGACAUGGACGUUUGUACGCCAGCUCCUCGUGAGGAAGCCUCUGCUUCCAAAUAUCCAGCGCAUCGAGACACUUAGCUUUCAGCCAGAGGAUGUCGGUAUAGCGUUAAUACUCGUCAGCCCAUCUCUUCGCGUCAUGGAAAUCAGUCCGUGGUUUCCCGUGCAUAGCCAGCGGGGUACGACGCAGGACGAAUUCCGCUAUACGAUCCUCAACUUCUUAGAGGAUGCGAGUCGCCUC
Messenger RNA from Dichomitus squalens LYAD-421 SS1, 881 nucleotides. RefSeq lists its product as uncharacterized. The transcript is spliced from 3 exons. Bases 252 to 410 code for a protein of 52 amino acids. The record is from RefSeq and is a predicted model, not a curated record. NCBI's taxonomy places the organism in Eukaryota, Fungi, Basidiomycota, Agaricomycetes, Polyporales, Polyporaceae.